GAGCUGUCACUCAAGAGUCAAGAGCUGUCAUCUCCAUCUGAUCGCACAUCUGAUCGAAAAUGGAGGUGUUAUAUUUGCUGUAUUAUUGGAAUGGAAAAAGUUAAUUGCAUUAACGACAUAAAUUAUAUGCUGAUUCAAUGUCAAGUUUAUGUAACAAGCAUUAUUUGAUGCACAAAUGCGAGGGAUUUUAGAAGAACCCUGGUAGAAUAGAGGUGUUUCAUUCGUGAAUGAGAUGGAAGAGGACGACGAUGUUAGAAUAAACGUUCAUCCCUUAACAAACAAUCCAUCUGCCGUAUGGAGCUCCAUUUGGCACAUGCAAAAAGUGAUACCGAUCCAUUUGGAAAGCCCCAGCGACGCCGUCACCCCAAACAAAGUCAGAUUCGUCUGCAUGAGCGACACUCACGCGCUGACCCACAAUUUAAACUUCAAAGUACCGUACGGGGACGUCCUGCUGCACGCCGGCGAUUUCACCAGUUUCGGCCGAGACGAGGAGAUCAAGACGUUCAACAGGUGGCUCGGCACCUUACCGCACAAGUACAAAAUCGUAAUAGCCGGCAAUCACGAGAUAAGCUUCGAUCCGAACUGCGAAAAUAUCAUGCAAAUAUUCAAUCCCACCACGCGCAGCGCGAAUUCGGCCGAGUCCCAUCUGGUCACCUGCCUGAACAUUAUCAAGAAACCGUUCGCGAGGUUUACCGAACGGCACACGGCAACUUCGAACGCCGCGCAAUAUUUAACUAAUUGCAUUUACUUGGAAGAUUCGCCUGUGGUCGUGUAUGGAAUAAAAAUAUAUGGGAGCCCUUGGCAACCAGAGUUCGGGAAAUGGGCUUUUAACUUACCGCGAGGCAAGCCAUUAUUAUCAAAAUGGAAUAAGAUACCGGACGACACUGACAUAUUAAUAACCCACGGUCCUCCCUUAGGCCACGGCGAUCUGGUUAGAAAUGGCGAUCACGUCGGUUGUGUGGAACUGUUGUCGACGGUGCAGCAACGUGUACGGCCUAAAUAUCAUGUCUUUGGGCACAUUCACGAAGUUGUAAAUGCUGCUUUAAGUGGAGUUUUUGAUACAAAAGCAAAAUGGAUAUGGUGUGACAUCGGAUGAAUACACAAUAUUUAUCAACGCCUCAACGUGCGACAUCAACUACAUCCCCAAAAAUUAUCCAAUGGUCUUUGACAUGGACCUACCUCCCGGGGUGCAAAAAUAAAGUACAUACGAAUAAAUGCAUUUAUUGUAGUACCUACUUAUAUGUUACGGUGUAAAUACACAAGGUGUUUGUUGUAUGUGUUGCUGAGAAGAAUGUAGCUGUCAAUGUGAUUGUAGCCAUUAGGUAUUGUGGUGAUAUUAGCAUUUUAGCUUAGUAAAGUUUAAAUGUAGAUAAAAUGAAUUCAAAUGAACUAGUGUAGCUACACAGGGUGUUCCAAAUUGCUUAUUUUUUAUGUUCUUCAGAAAUAUUUUUAGAACUAAGAGAUGGAGUGACGCAGCUGCCUAGAUUGACGAUGUCAAUUGUGACGUGUGACUUGCGCGAACAUGGCAACAUUGCAAAAAAACAAAAACGCAAUAAAAGUGUUUGUUUUAUAACUCGGUUGUUUGUGGGAAUAAAGAUUUGAAACACUCUGUACUGUAUUUCAUUAUUAUAAAUUGAAAAUAUUGCUAUAUGGCAAAUAGUUUUUUUUUUAAUUUACAUAGAUACGUCACACUUAAUAGCUGAUGACAUGGAAAACGUUCAAAUGUCUAGAUAUAUCGUAUAUAUGUAUAUAGGCGAUGUGUAUAUUUUUCUAUCAUUUCAAUUAGGAUUGAGUAUAUAAAGUUGCAGAAUUUAUAUACAAGAAUUUUGUACUCCACUCAUUUGGUAAUAUAUAACAAUGGUAAUAUGUAAUUAAUUCAUUCGCAUAAGACUUGUGAAAAUGUAAUGCAUUACACAAGGUGUAAGCUUUAAAGGGAUUGAAAACACUUGCAUUGGUUUAAGAAUACUUUGCAAGUGAGUUUCAAGCCAUUUAAGGUAUUGGUGAGGAUUUUACAGUGCAGUGUUGAAUCCUGUUGUUCAAUGAGAUUUGAGUUGUUGCAAUGGAAUCAACAAUUGUGACUUCUAUAAAGUGUAAAACCGCAGGUGAAUCAAGUCAAUACAAUCUUAAUGUAAUCAAUCCUUUAAAAAUAUCAUACUCAUACUACUUAACAUAUAUUCUAGGACCGCCAUAGUCUGACAAUAAAAAAAGGGGAAAGGUAGGCCCUUUGAAAAUCCCCAUUUAUUGAGGGGUUGACAAGAGUCCAAAAACAUUUUGAACAUAAACAAGCGCGUUUGCUCAUUGCAUAGUAAAAAAUUUACACCAACACCUUAAGACAAUUGAUUUAUUUACACACAGAAGGCAGCUCGCAAAAUUCUUAAAUUUAUCAACUAUUAAUAAAUAAUAUGUUUUGUUUAUAAUUUCACAUUUUUACUUUUGUUGUAUUUAUUUAUGUGUAUAUUAUAUUACAAUCUAUUUUGUUAAUAAAAAAACCCAUUAAUUUGAUAUUGUAUAGAAUGUGUCAAAUAUUACAAGCUUGUACAGUGUACACCCCUAAAGGGGCACUGGCUUAACUCUUCCAUCACAUCACAAUAAUUCCAAAUGUAUGCCUUUAACUAUAACAAGCUUACUUUCACACCACUUUAGGCCUAAUUUGACUAAUAGAUAUUACUUUUGAUGGGCAUUAAAAUAUGCAUAUAUUUAUUGUCAAUACUACCUCAACUUUUCUUGUAAAUUUGCCUAUUUUCAUGUAUUGUUAAGUGCUUGUGAUUAUACUGUCAGUUAUGUACAUCGUGACUAAAUAUAAUAAAAUAAAAUAUUUCAUGUUACUGAAGAAACACUAAAA
Molecule: messenger RNA, 2842 nt
Organism: Photinus pyralis (common eastern firefly)
Lineage: Eukaryota; Metazoa; Arthropoda; Insecta; Coleoptera; Lampyridae
Product: metallophosphoesterase MPPED2-like
Exons: 5
Coding region: 233-1096 (287 amino acids)
Molecular function (GO): hydrolase activity
Source: RefSeq, a predicted model, not a curated record